UUGUGAGAUUAAUAUACGGCGCUAGUGUUUUGGAUCGUCAUUGUAAACAGGUCCCUUUACUGCUGCACCUGUGCUGUCGUUGUUGUAGAUAACGCGAGAGGUGAUAGACGUUGCGAACUUGAUAACGCGACUUGCAGAUCUCUCGCCGCGUUCGAAGAAACAGGUACGAAAAGUGGGUUUGUCGUGCGAAUGUUAGUGAAAAUUUUGAUGAAAUUGCAGUGUAGUCUGUGAAUAGUUGUUAGCUAUGUUUUCGGGUACUUUGGACAAAGCUGCUGUGGAUCGGAGUUAGUUUACCGAUUCGCAAUUGUGUGACCUUGAAUAAUCGCUAGAGCAACUUCUCAAGAAAAGGCAAAACCUCCACGAUGCGCUAACGCAUACCUACAAAGAAAGAGUGUGCGGACACGCUAGUGCGAAAGUGUUAGUGAAAGCUGAGCAUAUUUUGCCGGCUAAACAGCGGCCCAAAACAACCGCCACCGAAUUGAGCGACGUUGCCAGAUUUUGGUAGAACAGGCGGCUGUGUGAUUUUUGGGUUAAAAGAAAUCGAAGAAAAAUUGAAAAAGUGCAGCUAAAAUACAACACCCUACAGACGAGAGGGUGCUAUGUGCUCGGUACAUUUAUUUUACCUCGGACUUCAUUUAUAAUCAAAUAUUCCAGUUUGUUUAUUACCGUUAUUUCGGAACCUCGAGCAAAACUACCGUCGGCAUUUAGAAGGAUCAAAAAGCAUAUUAACAUCCUCUUACAUCCAAUUUUCCCGCUCAUUCUACUAAUGAUGACAUUGAGAAAGAAUAUGGGUCACAAUUAUGACAUUUAUUUUUUUACCAUCAAACCAAAUAGCCAAAUGGGGUUAUAUAUUGUGGUUACUCCAAUCAUUUUAAAAUAGAAGCAUAAAAAGUCGAGUAACACCAACCGCGGGGACUUUAUUGCACGGAACCAUCUGUCAUUUUCACAUUCUUCUGGUUCAAAUGGUCGUUGGUGAGACAUAAAAUAAUAAAGCCAUAAACCAUUUAAAUGCCCACGCUACUGUGUUUCCCUCGUGUCCAAAGUUGAAUUAAUCUUGUAGCUCUUCAACAUUGAAGUGAAAAAUGUUGCUCCGUGGAGCGUUUCGUCAAUGUAUUUCGGGUAGACAUGGUGGUGCAGCGGUGAGGACCUUCGCUUCAGCCCAUCGAGAAAUUCCGGCCCUAACUCGCGAUCGCUAUCCGGUGCAGCGAGGAUCGUUUGCGGAGCUGAACGAGAGCGAUGUGGCGACCUUCAGGAGUAUUCUUGGAGAUUCUACGAGCCGUGUCCUGACCGCUGCCGAUGAGGUGCAGGAUUACAACAUCGACUAUCUGCGCAGUGUCCGCGGUUGUGGCCGGGUUGUCCUGAAACCACGAACCACGGCAGAAGUGAGCGAACUGCUCCGCUACUGCAAUGAUCGACGAUUGGCGGUGUGUCCUCAGGGUGGGAACACCGGUCUCGUCGGUGGAUCGGUGCCCGUUUUCGAUGAAGUGGUGCUCUCGAUGCAGCUCAUGGAUAAAAUCGAACGGAUUGACGAAUACUCCGGGAUCGUCGUGUGUCAAGCGGGUUGUGUUCUCGCGAAUCUCGAGGAGCAAGUUGGAGCUCGAGGGCUCAUCAUGCCGCUGGAUCUUGGAGCAAAAGGGUCGUGCCAUAUCGGCGGCAAUGUGUCGACGAAUGCUGGCGGUCUACGGUUGGUUCGCUACGGAAACUUACACGGUUCGGUGUUGGGCGUUGAAGCGGUGACGGCGGAAGGACGGAUUCUAGAUCUAAUGUCCAACUUCAAGAAGGAUAACACCGGAUAUCAUUUAAAGCAUUUGUUCAUAGGCUCCGAGGGUACGCUGGGCGUCAUUACCAGGUUGUCCAUCUUUUGUCCAACAGCUUCACGCUCGGUUAACGUCGCAUUCAUUGGUCUGCGAAGCUACGAUGCCGUGAAACAGACGUUCCUUGCAGCAAAGCGUGGUCUGGGAGAGAUUUUGUCCUCCUGCGAAAUGAUCGAUGCGCCCUCACUGGACAGUUGUACUCGAUUCUUUGGGCUACAGUCACCGAUAGAAAAGUAUCCCUUUUACAUGCUCAUCGAAACAUCUGGCAGCGAUGCAGGACACGAUGAAGAGAAACUAUCUCGCUUCUUGGAGCAAUCGAUGGAAAAUGGUCUCGUCGAGGAUGGAACCGUUACAAAUGAGCCAACCAAAAUGAAGAACAUUUGGAAAUUGCGGGAACUGAUAGCGGACAGUCUGCUAAGUGAUGGGUACUGCUUUAAGUACGAUAUUUCGCUUCCUUUGGACCAAUUCUAUGAUAUCGUACUGGCCGUUCGGGAGCGAGUCGGUGAUCUGGCCAUCAAUGUAACCGGAUAUGGGCACGUAGGGGAUUCCAAUUUACAUUUGAACGUUUCCUGCAAACGUUUUACACCCGAAAUCUAUGCUGCGCUGGAACCGUUUGUGUACGAGUACACUUCGAAGCUGCGCGGUAGUGUCAGUGCUGAGCAUGGAAUCGGAUUUCUUAAAAAGAAAUACCUGCAUUACUCGAAACAAGCGGAACCGUUGAGAUUGAUGCGCCAGAUGAAGCAGUUACUUGAUCCGAACGGUAUACUUAACCCGUACAAGGUGUUACCCCCGGAGACACCGGUGACAAAUCAUUAGCAGACCAAAAAUUCGUGAACGCCCGUGAUUCUCCAAAAAUGUGCCUUGAUUGGUUGAAAACUAGAAAUUACCUCAACAAUGUUGAAGCUAUUUAGUGAAGAACGUACUUUUCUCUCAGGUUAUCGAGAUUACUUACCAAACGAGGGUAAUAAUGUAAACAUUUUCCGCAAUAAAUGUAACAUGUCAAACAUGUAAAAC
Anopheles darlingi is the source of this 2828-nucleotide messenger RNA. It is a transcript of the gene D2hgdh, whose product is annotated as D-2-hydroxyglutarate dehydrogenase, mitochondrial. NCBI's taxonomy places the organism in Eukaryota, Metazoa, Arthropoda, Insecta, Diptera, Culicidae. The coding region runs from base 1083 to 2630 and encodes 515 amino acids. Gene Ontology annotation, molecular function: FAD binding; catalytic activity. Gene Ontology annotation, cellular component: mitochondrion. The record is from RefSeq and is a predicted model, not a curated record. The transcript is spliced from 5 exons.